Molecule: messenger RNA, 2607 nt
Organism: Saitoella complicata NRRL Y-17804
Lineage: Eukaryota; Fungi; Ascomycota; Saitoellomycetes; Saitoellales; Saitoellaceae
Exons: 2
Coding region: 1-2607 (868 amino acids)
Biological process (GO): chromosome segregation; DNA topological change; DNA replication
Cellular component (GO): chromosome; nucleolus
Molecular function (GO): DNA binding; DNA topoisomerase type I (single strand cut, ATP-independent) activity
Source: RefSeq, a predicted model, not a curated record
AUGUCUUCCAGCGACGAAGACAUUCCUCUCGCUAUCCGGAGGAAGCAAAAUCCUCCCAAAGUCGACGAUGCUGCCGCAGAUGCUCCUGUCAGCUCCAAAGUCCACUCGAAAGCUACAAUUCCGAAGUCCCUUGACGAUGAAGUCGAUGCCGAGCAGCAGCCAUUGCCUAAAAAGCGGCAACCGCCCAUCUCCAACGUCAAGACCGCUUUGACCGGGACCGACUCUUCCAAGCGUAAUGCGGCCUCUAGUGACAGCGAAGAAGACAUCCCACUCUCUAAGCGUCAGAAGACUACCAAGGCUGUCAAGUCUGAGCCGAAAUCCGACUCUGAGGACGACGUUCCUCUUGCCAAGCGUGCGGCUGCUAAGCGUUCUGCACCCACCAAGUCCAUGAAAGAAGAAUCCGAUUCCAGUGACUUGAGUGAUGCAGAGUCUGUCAAUUCCGCGCCGAAGAAGAAGAAGGCUGCUCCUAAGAGGAAGGCCGUGAAGGAUGAUAGUGACUCCGACUCCGACACUCCCCUCGCCAAGCGCUCACCUGCGAAGAAGGCUGCCGUCAAGAAGGAGCCCACUCCUAAAGCUGCACCGAAGAAGCGCAUGACCAAGGCUGAGAAGCUCAAGAGCGAGGAAGCUGCUGCGAAUAGUUCGCCUGCCCCGAGUUCUGAUAUCAAGGAUGAGGACGAGGAGGAGUACAAGUGGUGGGAGGCUCAGAACAACGACGGAAGUGUCAAGUGGACUACUUUGGAGCAUUCUGGUGUUCUGUUCCCGACGCCCUACGAGCCUUUGCCGAGUCAUGUCAAGAUGAAGUAUAAUGGAAAGCCUAUUGAUCUUCAUCCCGACGCGGAGGAGGUUGCCGGUUUCUUCGCUGCCAUGAUUGAGACUGACCACGCCCGCAACCCAACUUUCGUCAAGAACUUCUUUGGCGACUUCCAGGCUGUCAUCAAGAAGUCUGGAGGAGCCAAGUCCGCUGGACAGAAGGUCAGCAUCGACAAAUUCGAGAGCUGCGACUUCAGACCUAUGUUUGAGUACUUCGAAAAAAAGAAGGAGGAAAAGAAGGCAAUGACCAAAGAGGAGAAGAAAGUAGCUAAGACUGAAAAGGACAAGCAGGAGGAAAGGUACAAGUUCUGCCUGCUUGACGGUCGCAAGGAGAAGGUCGGUAACUUCCGUAUCGAGCCUCCUGGUUUGUUCCGUGGACGUGGUGAGCACCCUAAGACGGGUAAGCUCAAGCAGCGUGUCAUGCCCGAGCAGAUCACGAUCAACAUUGGCAAGAACGCGCCUGUCCCUACUCCUCCCGAAGGCCACAGCUGGAAGGAGGUGAGGCACGACAACACCGUCACCUGGCUCGCUACGUGGAAUGAGAACGUCAACAACAAUGUCAAGUACGUUUUCCUUGCUGCUGGAUCUUCUCUCAAGGGCCAGUCCGACUUGAAGAAGUUCGAGAAGGCGCGCAAGCUUAAGGACCACAUCAAACAGAUUCGGAAGGAUUACACGAGUGACCUUCGUGACAAGCAUAUGGCCAUUCGUCAGCGUGCUACUGCCAUGUAUCUCAUCGACAAGUUCGCGUUGCGUGCUGGUAACGAGAAGGGUGAUGAUGAGGCUGACACCGUUGGUUGUUGUUCGCUCCGUUUCGAGCAUGUUACCUUGACGCCUCCGAACAAGGUUGCUUUCGAUUUCUUGGGUAAGGACAGUAUCCGCUACUACAAUGAGGUCGAGGUGGACGAGCAGGUAUUCAAGAACCUGAAGAUCUUCAAGAAGGCGCCGAAGACGGAGGGCGAUAUGCUUUUCGACCGGUUGAACACUACUCAGCUCAACAAGCACUUGGGAAGUCUUAUGGACGGGCUGUCUGCCAAGGUCUUCCGUACCUACAACGCUUCUCACACUUUCCAGGAACAGUUGAAGAGCACGCCCAAGAAUGCUUCGGUCGCCGAUAAGAUCUUGGCGUACAACCGUGCGAACCGCAUGGUUGCCAUCUUGUGUAACCACCAGAAGUCCGUUAGCAAGAACCACGGACAGAUGAUGGAGAAGAUGACUGACAAGAUUCGUGCGCUGAAGUAUCAAAAGAUCAGGUGUAAGCGUCAGAUCCUGGCUCUUGACCCGAAGCUGAAGAAGAAGAGGUCCGAAUUGAUUGAGUAUGAUUCCGACAUCGAUGAUGAAUGGAUUAAGGCUCACCAGAAGGACUUGGUGGAGAAGGAGAAGGAGAAGAUCAGCAAGAAGUUCGCUAAGGAAAACGAGGCGUUGCUUGCUGAGGACAAGAAGCCGAUGAAGGACUCCGAGUUGGAGGAGAGGUUGGCUGCCGCCGGCGCCUUGGCCGAGGAGUUUGAGGAAGAGAACAAGACUGGUAUUCUUGAGCCUAAGUCCAAGUCUGCUACUGUCGAGAAGCUCGACCAGCAGAUUCAGAAGCUGGAUGAGAGGAUUUUGGUUGAGAAGACGCGUGUGACGGACAAGGAGGAGAACAAGGAGACUGCGUUGGGUACGUCCAAGUUGAACUACAUCGAUCCCAGGUUGUCUUAUGCUUGGUGUGCCAAGUACGAUGUGCCGAUUGAGAAGAUCUUUGCGGCUACGUUGAGGGAGAAGUUCAAGUGGGCUCAAGUUGAUGCGGAUUGGGUGUUCUAA